AGGAAUGACACCGUGGACAGCUCCCGUGCUGAUCGCUCUGCGCUGGAUCCCUGGCGGAGCAGCGGCUGAGCGUGUCGUUCGCUGCUGUUGCUCCUGCCUUGAGCCGGGUGUAUAGUCUGGCUUGGCUGUAAGGCUCGCUCUGCUGCUUGGAUCCUUAGCGGUAGUAAAUCCGCGAGGUGGAAGAAAGCGGAGAGAGGAAGAAAAGACGUGCGGUUGACAAUGAGGCACGAAGGUGCUGUGCAGAUGGCAUCUGCGCAAGAUACCCGAUACGGCCAAAAGGAGACAUCAGAUCAGAACUUUGAUUAUAUGUUCAAACUUCUCAUCAUUGGUAACAGCAGCGUUGGGAAAACCUCCUUCUUAUUCCGUUAUGCUGAUGAUUCUUUUACCUCAGCUUUUGUAAGCACUGUUGGGAUCGAUUUCAAAGUGAAAACAGUCUUCAAAAAUGAAAAAAGAAUUAAGCUACAGAUUUGGGAUACAGCAGGUCAAGAGAGAUAUAGGACAAUUACUACAGCCUACUAUCGGGGCGCUAUGGGCUUCAUUUUAAUGUAUGACAUCACCAAUGAAGAAUCUUUCAAUGCUGUACAAGACUGGUCAACCCAAAUAAAAACGUACUCUUGGGACAAUGCACAGGUUAUUUUGGUCGGCAAUAAAUGUGACAUGGAAGAGGAACGUGUAAUCUCUGCUGACAGAGGCAAACAUUUAGCAGAGCAACUUGGUUUUGAGUUCUUUGAGACAAGUGCCAAGGACAACAUCAACGUCAAGCAGACUUUUGAACGACUUGUGGAUAUCAUCUGCGACAAAAUGUCUGAAAGUCUGGAGACCGAUCCUGCUAUUGCUGCUGGUAAACAAAACACGAGAUUAAAGGAGACCCCACCACCACAACAGCAACCGACCUGUGGCUGUUAAUAACAUCAUUGUCAACCAUGGCAACUCCAGUGUGUUCUUUGGCCAAUAGAGUAUUUACCUAGGUCUAUACGCCUUUAUUUAUAAUGUCUUACUGGUUCAUUUCAGAGGAGUAUACCUCUUCUUUAAUGUCCAUUCCUGGUAAAAGAUGUAUUCAGAGUUACAAAUGUGUAAAGAAAGGACUUUCUAAUUUCUCUGCAUUUGGCCUCAACACUUAGAUGGCUGCUUGUCUUCUCUGUGACCUUUCCUUUCUUCCUUCUAAAUCUAUCGCUGCUUCAGCUGGUGCUGUGACCUCCGUCACAAAUUCUGCCUGGUUUUGACUCUUCCAUCACCCAUUUUCAGUUAUUGCUAUUUAUUCCAGGGCAAUGACCAAGUAGUUCAGAAAUAGGACUUCUAUUAUUCAGCAUUCUGGAUCAAGGUAAAAACUUGCUGAAGUGUAGCAAUGCGAUUCUGCAAAUGCAACCGUAAGUAGUCCUCAACUUAUAACCACAAUUGCGACCAGAACUUCCAUUGCUAAGCGAUGCAGUCGUUAAGGGAGUUGUAUCUGAUUUUAUUAACCUUUUUUCCCCACAGUCAUUAAGUGUGCCAUGUGGUCAUUAAGUGAAUCUGGCUUCUCCCAUUGACUUUGCUUAAUGGAAGCCCUCUGGGAAAGUCACAGAUGGUGAUUAGGUGACUGUGGGAAGCUGCAACCAUCAUAAAUACAUGUCAGUUGCCAAGUGCCUGAAUUUUGAUCAUGUGACUGCAAGGACGCUGAGGCAGUUGUAAGCGCAAGGACCAGUUCUGACUUUAAAUGGUUGUUAAACAAAUGGUCGUAAGUUGAGGACUACCUGUAUACUAUCUAGAUAACUUGCCUGAAGAUGAGUGGUUCCAUGUGGCAAGGAUCUGGCACUUUUAGAGAAAUCAUAUGGUGUCCCUAAAUAAUUACAAGCAUGCCACGCUCUCAUUUUCAUGGUAAGUGAAGUCUCCUACUCCAAAGCCAAGAUACCCAAGUUCAGAAAUAGGUUUUGCAAAAACCUGCUGCCUGCUUACUUCUAAUUGGAUUUUUUUGAUCAGCACUGAUUUUCUGGCAAGGUCCCAUCCAUCAUUAGACCAGAAUUUGUCCAUGCAGUCCUUCUAAAACCUCAGAUGCUAUUCCCAGAGUCCUCCCAAAAAUUUCCAUCAUUUUAUGAUUCUUAAUGUGACUGAAUUAGAAAACUAUUAAAUACCGUACAUCUAGGGCAAUUUCAUUGCUUGCAUGUUUAUCAUUACCAUUUUCAUUAUGAUUCAGUUAAAAUGAUAUUAAAUAUAAUGUUUGUUCUUGUUGCCCAUUUCUUUGUUCUGGUCCACCAAUUCAUUGUAAUUCACAAUAGAAUCCAAGGUAAAGUGGACCCAUAGCCAAACACUAUUGCACAGUGUUUGGCUUAUUUAGAUCACAUUUAUGCAACGUUUAAUUCAGUUUCAUUAAGCAAAACCGAUAUAGAUUCCAUACUGAUCACAUGAAGACAAUUGUUAAGACAGAUAGACAGAUUGGCGGAAGUCUGUAUGAAGCAGACAAAACCCUGUUUAAAUUGUCAAUGUGAUUCGGGGAAAAUUAAUCCAAUUUUAUUCCAAUGCUCAAAUCAAAUUAAAUAUGUUUAUUCAAGUUGAAAUUUAGAAACUAUUUGGACAAAACUUCCAAAUCAUCUGAAAAGAUUUAGAGAAUUCCAAUCUGAUUCAAUUAGUAGAACUGACUGUUCUGCUUAAUUUGGAAAAUAAGUUUAAUUCAGAUGUCCAUAUGCAAAUAAUAAGAUGUAACAGGGCUUAUUUUUCCGCCAUAAUACCUCUUCUCAUUAGAGAAAAGGAGACAGCAAGAUUCUAUCUGUAGAUAUCUGGAUUCUUAUAGCAUAUAAAGAGACUGCAAAAAAAAUAUUGUGAGAUUUCAGCAUUUUUGCAUAUUAUCUCAGGAGAUUUGAUCUGGGAUAUUUUUUUAAAAAAAAACAUUAAAAAUAGGGAUUCACACUAUCCUAUGAAAUGCACAAUGGUGCCUGACAUCUUGAAAGCAGGUGCUGCCCCCUACUUGCACUACGCAAAAUACUUUAAGAUUUCCAAUACAGUUUGCAUGUUUGUUUCCAUAUCAAACACAGACAUAUAAAAUUAAAUGCAGUCAAUCUUUAAAGGGCUUAGCAAGUUCAUUCAAAACAACUCUUCACAAGUACAUAUAAUACCUGGCUGAUGAGAAAAUGCAAGUAGUAGAUACAAAUAGCAUCAACACAUGAGGAGCAUAAUAGGAGAAAAGUGAUUUAGAUAUCUUUUCAUAUCAGUUUUUAUAUGCAUGGAAUCUAUGAUCUUUAAAUGCAUUUUUCAAUAUUGUCCAUAUGCCAUAUACUUGGUCAUGAAAGAGUAAAUCAUUAAACCUUUUAGUUUUCUAAAAGUGCAGCUAAAUUUACCAGCAUGAUGAUGCUGAAGAUAUCUGGUGAUCCUGUUGUACAGUGGUAGUCAUUUAUUAAUUGAUUAGCCUUACAACCAUAUCAAAGACUGUCACAGUAGAUUGUGCAUCUCAUGUUUCAUUGCCACUGAAGCUCUCCUACAAGUUUGGGUCAGCAGCUCCAACAUUUCCCCUUUUUCCUGUAUAUUGACCAUUGCAUGGUCCUAAAACAUUGUGAGGAGUGCCACUUAGAAACAAGAGUCACCAAGGUAGUAGCUGUGACUAUAACAUGUCCAUGGAAAUUUUAUGUGUUUCAAGAACACCCUUAUAAUUUUAAUGUGAUAGAUCUAUUCUAAAGGAAUAUGACAACAGUGGAGACUCAUCUAUUGAAGAACUGCUUCUCUGAUUCCUAAAAAAUAGAUUCCCUAUUUGUCAUGGUAAAGUCAUUUUUCUGUUCUUAUUUCCAUUCCAUUUUCAUUGACAUCAUCGGGAGCUACUAUAUAAAAGGUCUUGACUGAAUCAUUAGCUUUUAGCAAUAAUUUGACUCUGAUUAUUUUCUUGCAACUUUUAAGGAGAUCAUCUGAAUUUGGAUGGUUUCUGAUUACUAUUAUUACUAUUAUUAUUAUUAACAACAUUAGUAGCAACAACAUAUUCAACAAUUGCAAAAAAAAAUAGACUAUAUCAAAUGAUUAUGAAAUCUCUGGAUGAAUUUACCAGGGCAAUGUGCCAAAUAUUUUAAUUAUAGUCCCCUGUGCCAAGAUAUUUACUACACACUAUGUUAAUUAGUUCUCUUUCUGGAAGUAGGAAGUAAUUUUAUUUCAACCUGCAUGUUCCAUCUUCACCACUGAUUUGGGUCAAAAGCCUUCUAAUGAGUGGGGCUCCCAAAUAAAUAUUAGAUGUUUAUCAUUCUUCAUUAUAUCAUAUUUUAAAUAUGGAUUAAAUUCCAGGUUGAUCAAUCAAGAGUAAUAAGAGAUAAAUUAAAAAUAUAAUUAAUUGCAAGAAAAUAAUCUUCCAUGUAUCUGAUUGUUGUUACUACAGAAGGAGAAUAAGAUUUAAACCAAUGUAUCCCAUGUAUAGAUGAAUUUCUAGAAUUUCUGGCCAACAUAACUGGAUGCAUAUUAUUAGGGGAGGGAUAUCUAUUUUGGCCCUGUUUAUUUAUAUAUGUGUGACAUAUUGUGAGACAUAUAUACACAUAUAAUUACCCUUAUUACUAGCCUCUUUCUUUUUCUUUCCCACUUCAAAUGGAUGCUCAGAUAAUUAAAAUGAGUGCAUCUGGGAUUAAGCUCCUUAAAUGCUAAAAGACUAUUACAAAAACAUGCAAUAAGGAGCAUUUGGACAUUCAAUGUCCAUACUUUUUACAUAGUUCAGGCAACUCCUACACCACUACUAUUGUCUUCUUCUUGCCUCAACUGGCCCAAAUGUGUCAGAACAUCCUCUGAUUUUGGCCUCUCUGGGCCAAUUAAUAUAUUUCUUUAGGUAGAAACUAGGUUGUGGAGGAGGAGAGUUUUACUCUAGAACAGGGUUGUCAAACUCAAGGCCCAGGAGCCGGAGGUGGCCCAUGGGGUGCUUAGAUCUGGCCACUGGGGCUGCCCUGGAAACAGCGAAGGACUGGCCCGCAGUGCCUCUGCCAGUAAAAACGGAGCUCAGGAGGGCUGUCCUCCCGAGCUCUGUUUCGCUGGCAAAGGGUUGCAGGAAGCCAUCAUAGCUGAAAAUGGAGCUUGGGAGCCCGUUUUCUCUCACAGAGCACUCAGGCCACCACAUGCACCCCCGACACGAGUGACGUCAAGCUGGCCAUACCCAUCCUGGCCACGCCCACUCUGUGCCCCCCGAGGUCAAACACAAUCCUGAUGCAACCCUCAAUGCAGGGGUGAAAUUCACUUAUCUUCACUACCGUUUCACAAAUGUGCACGUGCCAUCAUCUGCGCAUGUGCAAAGCCUUCUGCGCAUGCACAGAGGCUUAAAAUCAUUGCAAAAAUGAUUUUUUGCAUAAUGACAUCCGCGCAGGUGGGUGGAGCCUCCCGCAGCCGCCGCUACCAGUUCACCCGAGCUGGAUAGAACCGGCUGAAUUUCAUCCCUGCCUCAAUGAAAUCGAGUAUGACACCCCUGCUCUAGAAUAAGCGCAAAAAUCUAAUCAAAAUCAAAACCUAAGAAAAGGGGAGGGAAAAUUAAUUUUUUUUCCCCACUGUGGUCCUGAUUUGAUCACCAGUUUCUGCAAUUUAUAUAGCCAAGUGACAACUUUGGGCCAGGAUAAACUGCAGCACAGAGGCUGGUUCAGACUAGAAUGUAGAAAUUAGCUAUUUUUAAAAAACUGAAUGUAGGUUAGACUCGAUGAGAGUGGUAAAUAUGUGUGUAGGUUGCGCCACUUCAGCCUGUAGGUGGAGGCUUUUAUAUGCAUGAUAUUUACAAUUUUUUCCUAAUAUACAUAAUCUGGUAUGCAACUUAAAUUAAAAUUUCCUCUAUCAUUAGUUGAAACAAUAGGAAUGAGUUGGCUGUUGUUGUUCCAUGAUUCCUACUGAACAACUUUCUCUAGAUAGAAUCUUUCAAAUGCACCAAAAUCAUUUAAGAAUAUAUACAACAAGAUUACAAAAAUCAAACCGAAGUUUAGAAAACCGGAUAGUAACCAAUAUUUUGCUUCUUUAUUGUUACAGAACUGAGGUGGAGAUUGAGUGAGCAAAAAAGAGGAGGAAAUGGGGAAACCAAUAUUAAUCAAGAAAUUUAAUUAGGAAAAUUGCAGUAAAUCACAUUCUUAAGUGUUUUGCUCCCUGCAGGAGAGCAAAAGAUUUCUUCAUAAAAUAUCCUUCAGAUGUGCGAGUCAAACACUUAUAGUAUAUUAUACAUAAACACAUAAUGCAAACAGAAUCUAUCAACGGUCUUACAUAUCUUAUCAAUAAAUUGAUAAUUUGGGAUUUAAACUCACUUUAUGAAAUUAUGAAUGUGCUUUGUCCUUUUGCGUGCCAUUAAUUCAAGAUAGCACAUAAACAAAAAGCAAAAACAAAAACAAAAAACCUAUAUAUAAAACUGUUUGCUUGAUGUCCAAAAUGCAGAAUAGCUUGGUCUGUCCUUUCUGUCAAAAUGUUUCCUUACUCUUAGCUGCAAUGUAUGUGACUGUUAAUGGAACCAUUUAUACUUUCGUACUUAUACAGAGGGCUUUUCCAAAUGAUUAAUAAUGCAAUGGAACUUAUUUUCUGCAGGAUUAAUUAUCUAUGUUGGUAAAGUGCUUUCUAGCCGGGAUUGUAUAUUUCCCUGACAUUCAAGAAACUACUGUUCCUGGAAAACUGAGAUUCUUUUUCCAAUGUUAUAGUGCUACCUGAAUUACAAAGAUAUAUUGUAUAUACCAUAGAUUCCUAUAUGAUCGCACUAAUGAUAUCACAAAAGAAGAGUGGCACAGGUAACUUACUGCUCUGGGUGGUAAGUCUGAUUGGUCCAUUGCUAAGGUAAGAAGGAGGGAGCUUUCAGAGGAGCUAGAAAUGUUUAAACUCUUCUCACUGCAAAUAUUUAGAUCUUGCUAGGAAAGCCCUUCACGGACUUUGCCUUGCCACUCUGAAAUCAUUUUCACUUCAUGUAGCUAAUCCUUAUUUGGGAAGACCUGAGCAUGCUUUCACCUUUCUUUAAUACUCUCCUCCAUUUUAAGUGAAAUGGUUUUGCAUUAUUGUGAACUUCAUUAGCCUUCAAUACACUGCAUGGUGCAGCCUCCCUUGACCCAACACCUUUCAGAGAUGUUUGAUUACAGCUCCCAUUCACCAGCAAGCAAGCAUGCUGGCUGGAGAAUUAUGGAUAUUUUAGCCCAGUGCCAGUAAGAGGCAUCUGGUCAGGGAUGACUGACAUGGAACACUACCUGAAUAGCUAGAUCUACAGUAUGUGGCCUUUCCAGAGCUUGAGUCUGAAAGAUUCAAUUUUUCUUUCUGGUCAGCUCAGCUCUGAUACAUCCAGCUGUACUGCCUGCACCUUACUUAAUUUUAAGAAUGAAGUGCUGUGGUGCACUAUGUUCACUGGAGUUUGCUCCUAACUUGCAACCUUCUUGGAAUGUCAUGGUUUCUAAGAAAUGUAACCGUGGUGCAAGAUUCAUGUCCGUUGAUGUCCGUUUUUUGUCAAUCAUAGUUAUUAGAGCUAGCUUUCAAUGUAGAUCGAAGUUUUGUUUUUCCUGUCAAGCACCAAUAUAUUUUCAUUUGAAUAUGGAUCAAAUGAUGUAAUUGCUUCUGUGAUGGCAAAAUCUACAUAUAUCCCCACCCAAAUUGUGCUAGAGACAUCCAGUAAAACCUGGACUGAACUCUGAAUUAUCCUAUAUGGACCCAUGUUGAACUGUCCUCAGCUUGAACUUUUGUCUGUUGAAGUUGAAGUUGUCCGUGGCAACUAUGAAUGUUGAUUUUGUCAAACCAGUGCUAUUAUGGAAUGACAAGACCCCCGAGGGUCUUUUUGUAGAUUUUGCUUGUUUUUGAUAUGGGCAGAUUCUCAUAUAUUUGUAUGUAUAUUAGAAAGGCCAAAAACAUUCACAUCUCAGGUAGCUUUGGUUACUCAUAAAACAUACAUUCAUUCAAUUAAUAAGUUACUAAAAAGUUUAGAGCAGGGGUGGGCAUUGGGCCAUAUAUGCCCCUCCAAAUGUUGAACCCCAACCUCCAAUCAGACCUGUCUAACUUAGAUAAUGAUAAGACAUACCGGAAGUCACAGGAAUAUGGCCAAUCUUGGAUCUGUAGCCAAUGGAACACUGUUUCCCAAAUACAGCAAAUAGCUUUGUGCUAACAGCUUUGGGAAUCAGAAAUACUAUGCUGAAUACCAGCAUUACAAUUCCCAUAAUUAUAGCUGGCCAAUGUUUAUUUAUUUCAUGUAAAAGGUCAGUCAUAUUUCAUACCCAUCCCCCACCUCCCACAGUCAAGUAGGGUUUUGUUUUGUUUUUUUAGUUUUACAUUUGAAAGACUUGAAUUCAAAGUGCUCAAUUCAGGUUAAGAGAACUUCGUUUUUAUCACUGUUAAAAGCUUAUUUACUGUAUGUAAAUGCUCAAAUCUCACCUUACCAAAUAUAUCUUAUUUCUCAUGGCAACUCAUUUCCCUUCUCAGUUUAGUGGUGACAAUCUCUGUACAGUUCCAGUUCCCCUCCUUUUUCUUCUCCUCUCCUCUUUGUCUCUUCUGCUAUGUGGAACUUGCCAAGAAAUUCAUCUCGUCACUAGCAAGUGCCUCUAGUAAUUUCCCAACCUGUACAAUCUAUAUUUACAGUGGCAGCAGAUGGCAGGCUCCUGAAUACAGGAUCCACUUGGCAUUUUAAAGGAGAGACUGACCUUAACUUUUUGACCACCUAAUCUCUCUUUCCAAACACAUGAAACUGAUACUAGGAUUUGCUCACCACCUAACCAUGAUGAAUUGGCAGGAAUGGGGAAUCCUGACACGUACCUUGCAAACUAGUGUUAAAUAGAACCUGUGCUGUGAUUCCUGUUCAACAUAUCGUGAAUAACGUCAGCUAAUGUGUUGUGACUCAGUUGGACUGUCGGAAUGUAUAUACUCUUUAAUAGUGUUUGUGUAACUGAAAUAUCUUAAAUGUUGCAUGAAGAUGUUACUUAAAAAUAGAUUUCUUUUCUAUUUUUGAACACCUCAAAUCUGAGGGAUCUUGGGCCAAUCAGUGCAAUAUUUAACGACCUACUCAGUGUAUAUAAACUUGUGUGGAAGAGAGAGUUGUGUUGAAUGUGUGAGAUGCCUCCACUUGUUGGCUGAUGAUUGUGUGGCUUAUUUCAACAAUUUCUAUUAGCUGUCAAGUGUCUGAUAGUCAUGUGUAUAUCAUACAAAUGCUAUUAAUAGUGUUGUGCAAAAAUAUUCUAUUCCUAAUUCUGUUAAAUUAUUUUUCUUAUAUGAGAUGAUUAUAUAAAUAUAUAUACACCCACACACACAUAUAAAAAUGUCCAUGUUUCCUUCUUUGCAAGUGCAUGUUAAUUUUACUUCUAGAACUAUCUAAAAAAAAGAUUGUGCUAAAAAUAAAAAGAGUGAAGAACA
This is a messenger RNA of Pantherophis guttatus, 9261 nucleotides long. It is a transcript of the gene RAB3C, whose product is annotated as RAB3C, member RAS oncogene family. The record is from RefSeq and is a predicted model, not a curated record. Gene Ontology annotation, molecular function: GTPase activity; GTP binding. Lineage: Eukaryota; Metazoa; Chordata; Lepidosauria; Squamata; Colubridae.